UUCGACCAGUGGAGCCGCAAGCACGACGAUGGGCACGUACCUCGAGGACUACCUCGAGAGCAUCUACAUGCUGCCGUCCGAGGUCAAGCGCAACUUUGAGCUCAUGCGCGAGCUCGACAAGGCGACGCGCGGGAUCAUGGAAGAGCUGCGCGAGUCGCAGUCCGAGUACCUGCGCGACGCCCGCGAGCGCGUCCGCGUCCGCUGCAGCGACACGUCGCUGCCCGAGCCAACCGAGGAAGAGCUCCGCGCGUUGGUCGAGCAAGAAGUAGCCAAGGACGACCCGAGCGCACCGCCCGACGAAGCGAGCCCGCCACCAAAUCCGCUCCUCGCCUCCUUGAAGGCGAAGCGCCACUUGGUCAUCCAAAAGAUGGACGAGAAGGUCGCGAUUGCGUCACAGAGCUACGACUUGAUUGACCACCACAUUCGCCGACUCGACAACGACCUCGCCAACUACACGGCGCUCUUGCAGGCCAACGGCGAGUACGAAGACGAGAAGAUUGUCAUCAAGAAGCCUGUCGCGGCCGUGGCCCCGGCCGUGCCGCAAGCUGCGACAGCGACCACCAACAAGAAGGCCGCUGUGCCCGUGGCCACGGUCAAGAAGAGCGCGGGCUCGAACCGGAAGCGCAACGCUGCCGAGGCGCAGCUCGAAGCGAUUCCCGAGGCGACCGCGAUUGCCAGUACCGGUCACAUUGCGCUCGAGGACCUACCGAUUGACCCGAACGAGCCGCUCUACUGCCACUGCCGGCGCGUCUCGUACGGCCAAAUGAUCGGGUGCGACAACGAAGACUGCAAGUACGAGUGGUUCCACUUUGACUGCGUCGGCUUGACCGAGCAGCCCGCCGGCGCGUGGUACUGCAAAGAUUGCCGGAAGGCCUAGUACAUACUACAACCACCAUACUCUAAAGCCAUCCUAUUAUCUCCUUUCUCUUGCC
Messenger RNA from Saprolegnia parasitica CBS 223.65, 932 nucleotides. RefSeq lists its product as hypothetical. The transcript has a single exon. NCBI's taxonomy places the organism in Eukaryota, Oomycota, Saprolegniomycetes, Saprolegniales, Saprolegniaceae. The coding region runs from base 29 to 877 and encodes 282 amino acids. The record is from RefSeq and is a predicted model, not a curated record.